This is a messenger RNA of Salvia splendens (bonfire salvia), 1734 nucleotides long. RefSeq names its product GRAS family protein RAD1. NCBI's taxonomy places the organism in Eukaryota, Viridiplantae, Streptophyta, Magnoliopsida, Lamiales, Lamiaceae. The transcript has a single exon. Bases 32 to 1492 code for a protein of 486 amino acids. The record is from RefSeq and is a predicted model, not a curated record.
UUGAUCUCAACAUAUAUAGCUCCAAAAUUUCAUGGCUUAUAGUUAUAGUUUCCUACCCCACGAUUCCUUUGAUGACAACGACUUCAAAAAUUUCCCCAUUUUGGACGACCACGUCAUCGGCGCAAUCUGGCUUCCCACCUUGCACGACGGCGCCGGCGACUUCAAGCGGCUCAAGAAAAACCCGAGCUUGAGCGAGCUCAGCGACAGCAGCAGCUUCAUCCCGCGCAACAGCAGCGCCGCCAGCUUGAGCAGCAGCGGCCCGCAAAUCCGUGACCGCAUCAAGUCGUACAGCCAGCUCUACCUGGAGGCGGAGGCUCUUGACGGCCCCGGCGGAGAAGGAGCCGAGGGAAAUGCCGACGAGAUGAAGCUCGUCCAGCAGCUCAUCUCCUGCGCCGAGGCUGUCGCCUGCCGCGACCGCGCCCACGCCUCCCUCCUCCUCUCCGACCUCCGCGCCAGGGCGCUCGUCUUCGGCUCGGCCUUCCAGCGCGUCGCGUCCUGCUUCGUGCAGGGCCUCGCCGACCGCCUCGCCAUGGUGCAGCCGCUCGGCGCCGUCGGGUACCCGACGCUGCCGAAGAUGAACAUUAUGGACGCGGCGUCGGAGAAGAAGGAGGAGGCGCUCCGCCUCGUCUACGACAUAUGCCCCUACAUCCAAUUCGGCCAUUUCGUGGCGAAUUCUGCGAUAUUGGAAGCCUUUGAGGGAGAGAGAUUAGUUCAUGUGGUGGAUUUGGGGAUGACCCUGGGUCUUCCCCAUGGCCACCAAUGGCGAAACCUAAUUCAUAGCCUGGCCAAAAGGCCAGGCGCGCCCCCCGCGCGCCUCCGUGUCACCGCCGUCGGCCUCUCCCGCGAUAAAUUCAUCGCGAUCGGGGAGGAGCUGGAGGCGCGCGCGGCGGAGGCAGGAGUGGAAUUCGAGUUCUCGGUUGUGCACAGCAAUUUGGAGAGCUUGAAGCCGGAGGAUGUGAAGGUGGAGGUUGGGGAGGUGGUGGUGGUGAACACUAUCCUGCAGCUGCAUUGCGUGGUGAAGGAGAGCCGCGGAGCGCUGAACUCGGUGCUGCAGAUCGUGCACGAGCUGGCGCCAAAGGUGAUGGUGGUGGUGGAGCAGGACUCGAGCCACAACGGGCCCUUCUUCCUGGGGAGGUUCAUGGAGGCGCUGCAUUACUACUCCGCGAUAUUCGACUCGCUGGACGCGGUGCUGCCCAAGUACGACACUAGGCGGGCUAAAAUGGAGCAGUUCUACUUUGCGGAGGAGAUCAAGAACAUUGUGAGCUGCGAGGGGCCGGCCAGGGUGGAGAGGCACGAGAGGGUGGACCAGUGGCGGAGGAGGAUGAGCCGCGCGGGGUUCCAGCCCGUGCCGCUGAAGAUAGCGGCGCAGGCCAAGCAGUGGCUGAGCAGCAUCAAUGCUGGGGAGGGCUACACCACUGUGGAGGAGAAAGGGUGUGUUGUUUUGGGGUGGAAAUCUAAGCCUAUUAUUGCUGCUUCGUGCUGGAAAUGCUGAGAAUGGGGUUUUAAUUAAUUACUCCAUGGAUUCAAUAAUGCAUUUGAUGAGGAUGCUUUGGAGUAGUGAAAAAUAAGGUGGAAUCCUGGGAUCACUGUUUCAUGUAUUAGUAGUCUUCAGGAUUUGGAUUUUCCUUUCCUUUUUUUUUAAUGUUGAUUUGGUGUGCAUAAAAUAUGAUCCACGGCGGUGGUGGAUUUUUAACAUUUCUUUGAUUCUUUCCUAGUGAUAAUGAUGACACUUAA